Molecule: messenger RNA, 2509 nt
Organism: Gorilla gorilla gorilla (western lowland gorilla)
Lineage: Eukaryota; Metazoa; Chordata; Mammalia; Primates; Hominidae
Gene: SMLR1
Product: small leucine rich protein 1
Exons: 2
Coding region: 9-332 (107 amino acids)
Source: RefSeq, a predicted model, not a curated record
ACUGAGACAUGCUGAGCAAAGGCCGGAGCCCCAGAAGAAAACAAGUACAGACUCAGAGGAAAGCUGCCCUGGUCCUGAGUGUGACUCCUAUGGUCCCCGUGGGGUCUAUGUGGUUGGCAAUGAGCUCUGUGCUGUCAGCUUUCAUGAGGGAGCUCCCUGGCUGGUUCCUGUUCUUUGGGGUCUUCCUCCCCGUGACUUUGCUGCUGUUCCUCCUCAUCGCCUACUUCAGGAUCAAACUGAUUGAGGUUAAUGAAGAACUGUCCCAGAAUUGUGAUCGCCAACAUAAUCCCAAGGAUGGCUCUUCCCUGUACCAGAGAAUGAAAUGGACGUGAAGUUGGGGACUUUCCAAUAACUAAAGCACAAUGAGUUUCUACUGGUCAGCAAGCAAUGGUCAACAGUUCAGCUAAUAAAGUAGGUUGAUAAACUAGAACCAUAGCAAAAUAGAAAGAAUACUAAGAUACUCAUUCUGAACCAUACUGAAAAGUGGCAGCUAUUAUCUAAGGGGACUUCUCAGAGACUCAGUAUAACAGCAGCUCUUGAAAAGUACCAAGAAUGGAUUUCCUGGGUAUAUACACUGGACACAUUGUAACUUUUUAACUUUUAUUGUGACUGUGUCUGCUCUAAACGGCAUAUUUAAAAAAUAAAAUUCUGCAGCAUCUUACUACAUAAUCCCAUAGGAACCCCUAUUAUUCCGAUUUUAGAGGUGAAGAAACCUUGGUAGAGAUCCAAUGAAUAGCAAAAGAUGAAUGCCUUGGAGAGAGCUCAGUAGAUUCCAUAUGCAAGAAUAUUUCCACAUUCUUCUUGCAGUUCAGCAACUCUUAAGUGACACAGUUCAGGUAUCAUUUUUGGACCUGACUUUGCUUCUCUCCUUUUCCUGAUUGCUUUCACAAAUCAUUACUGUCACAAAUAUGCACAAAACAAGUGGAGUAUCCCCACACUAGGUAUGGAUCACCCACAAAUGUAGCUUUCAGCCUGAUGCGACCUGGAAAUGUUGGCAAUUUGGUAAUGGGAAAAGGAAAGGACAGAAUGUUCACAUAAUUCCUGAGGAGAAUACAAGUCUUUGCCUGUAAUAUCAAAAUACAGGGAGCUAUAUCUAACUAUGCGGAUAAGUCAACAUUUCACUACAGUUCUUCUUUUUCAGUGGGAGCCCCAAAGAGACAACACAGGUAAUUGAAAAGAAACUUAAUUCUAGGGGUAGUUAAACUAGACUGUGGUUACUGUUGUGCUCCCCACAUUCUUCCAGUUAACAUAAAUCAAAGAUGUUCAAUGCAUUCUAAGUGUAAGACUGGUUACAUUCCAAUCUUUGUGCAGGACAUUAACAGGCUGAGUGAUCCACUUUAUAAAACAUAAUGAAUGUGGUCACCUGUAAGAAAUGCACCUGUUUCAGUAGUGGCUUACAGUCAUACAAAAGGUUGUGUGGAUGACCCAAAGCAAAAAUAUACCAUCAGUGCUGGGUUUUUACUUCUUCCCCUCAGCCCCACCCUAAAAUUCUUGACACCCAUUCCGUGAGUAGUUUCCACUUGCACUUCUUGCAUAAUAUAAAACUUAUUGCUAGAAUAAAGACACUCACUUCUGCAUUUUACUGCACUUGAUUACAAUGAAAAUGUCUGCCGGGGUUUUCAGACUGAACUAAUUCAGAGUAACAGUGUUCUUGCCAUAUGGAAGGAAUAACAAUAUUCUUUCAGUUUUGGGAGAGAUCUCUUUUUAGCCCCUGGUGGAAAUCAGCUUAUGUAAAAAUGCUUUCUUUAACAGAAAGUGUGAAAGGACAGAUCGUAUUCCUAUCUCAGGCAGCUGCCAGCCACAUUUGUGGCUCAGCUAUCAAGGUUUGCUCCAUCUUCAUCCAAUAAUGGGCACUUCAGAAGGCCAGUUCCGGCUCUGGUGGGUGCUGGUCCACCAUCUCAGCUAUUGUGAUAACAGAUGAGCUCUAUAUAGACAUGUUUUCAGCACCAAGCACUACCAAGUACUUUAGAACAAGGCCUGUUUCUUUUCUGCCAUCCAAUGAGAGCAGAGAAUCUCCAAUGAAACUGACUAGAUUUAUGAAUGUUUUUUAUAUGUAGAGAGGGGCAGAAACAUGUUCAUUUUCCCAUGAAGGAACAAGUCCCAAGGGUUUAUCAUCUGCCUGAAGGCACUGCUAACGAAUUUGUCAACUCCUUUAUCCAGCACAGCUUUACCAAGCAGCUGCACAGUCAGGCCUUUGCACUUCUCAUUCUCAUAGGUCCAGUUUAAGAUCUCAUUCAGUCCUGAAUUGCUUCGGUCCUUUGCAUUCCUGCUGUCUUGGCCUCCACCUAGAUCAAGUCGGCAGUCUCCCUAUAUUACCCUACAUUCAGCUGCAUCCUAUGCUCCAAGGCCUUUCACCAGGGGCCAGAAAUGCUCCCACAACCCUAAAUGGUCUCACUACAACAGUUCCUAAUCUUAUUCCAAAUGCUAUAGUAUCUGAAACGGUUCACCAAUAGGGAUAAUGUUUCUCCAACUGGAGACCUUCAAUAAAACACUUUAAUAGGUGCUUUAA